Peniophora sp. CBMAI 1063 is the source of this 918-nucleotide messenger RNA. Lineage: Eukaryota; Fungi; Basidiomycota; Agaricomycetes; Russulales; Peniophoraceae. The record is from the annotation of a GenBank genome assembly.
AUGUCGGCCUCUGAAGCUCAAGCCAUCAUCUAUGAACAAUCCAAUGCCCUCCAUAAUUCGGUUAUGGUCUGUACUGGUUUGUGGAUCUACGAGAUCGGUCUACAAGCUCGGUAUGACUGGAAUCUAAUCAGACAAUACCACGCGUCGGGGCGCCCUGCUAAAGCACAGUUCGGAAAAUGGACAUACCUGGCUUGUAGAAUCUCUAUCCUGGUUUACAGUAUCUGUGUCAUCAUAACUGCUUACGAUAGCAACUCGACCUGCGAAGGAGUUCUGAUGGGAUGGCUUGGGGCAUCGGCCCUGUUGGGACUUGUGUGCGCAACUAACCUGCUCUCCAUACGAGUAGCUGCUGUAUGGGCAUGGAAUAAAUGGAUCGUCGGCAUCACUAUCACGAUAUCGCUCUCACAACUCGCUACAGGUAUCUACUUCACUGUGAAGUCCACCUUCAUAAGGAAGUCGCCGUCAGGAAGCUGCAACCCCACUGCAGGACACAGCAAUCUCCCUAUUGCCCUCGCCGGGUUUGCCGGAGACUGUAUCCUACUGGGUCUUCUCUUCACGGGUCUCAGAAGGAAGUGGAGUGGUGCUCGCCAAGUCAAGAAUGGAAUGUGGCACUUGCUUUGGACACAAGGCAUGCUCUAUUUCUCUAUUGUGGUAUUGGUAGAAGUGCCAUUUGUUGUGCUAUUGAUAAUGGACAUCAACCCCAUUAUGGACACGAUCAUGGCCACACCAGUAGUCAUCACCUUAUCUGUAUGUGCGACGCAUAUGUAUCGUAACUUGAAUGGUACUCAGAGGGUACAGGGGCGGCUUGGGAAUGCCGGUAGUGGAGAAUCUCGGGGUGUAUCAAAAGACAACGACAUUCGUCUUAUCGCGAUCCGAAAAGAGCCUCCUGGCUCGCAAGCUCUUGUAGGCAAGAAGCUUUGA